ACGUGCUGAGGUGUAUUACCUAAUAAAAAGAAUCAUGACGUCAUUGGCUAAGCAGUUAGAGAGGUUAGCAGUGCCACAUACGCGAGCUGUGUAUGGAGAAGAUAAAAGGAGGAAAUCACUCCUGUUUGAUCCCAGGGAGGCAGCAGCACUGGACAAAGAAGCUGUCUUUGCCAUAGGUACAAAUGGGAUAGCGGAGUUACAGGCCAUUGAUCCAGUGUUUGAUGAGUUCCAAGAGAUUUUGUUUGGGGAAUCUACCAUGUCCUUCCAGAGAAGCAUUCAAACCGCUGAAGUUAAUGCACAAAUAGAUGAAACUAUUGAAUCAUUUCUACAGAAGUUGUCUCCCUAUUGUCUUCUUAAACCAGCACAGAAAGCAUUAGAGUGGUUAAUUUACAGGUUUGAUAUUGAUGUGUAUAAUAUUGAUGCCUUCAUGGUUUGUCUGCUACCAUUUCACGAAAGCAAGAUAUUUAUACGAGCUGUACAGCUUCUGAAGCUUAAAUCCAAAACAGCCACAAAAUGGGAUUGGCUUCUCCCUAUUCAGUCCUCUGGUGUUCACCUGCCAAGACAAACUUUGAUCAAUCACUGUAAUUCAAAUAUCGGAUUCCUUUCCUUUUUGUGUGAUAAAAUCUACAAAACCAUCAAGGGAACAUUAAAGAGAGACGAAGAAGACAAGUUUAGAGUUAUCUUCUCCUUCUACAUGUCCACGGUGGUGGGGGUACUGGAGUUUGGUGGUGCCACUGAGAAUCUGGUGUCUUCCCUGCUCCCCCACCUUAGCCGGGGUCUGAAGUCCAAGGUCGCGCAGUACAGAGCUGCCACCUACAUGAUACUCGGUCAGCUCGUCUUCAAAAGUAGUCUACAACAGGACCUGUUAAAAUCCCUGCUCUCCGCUCUCUUCAAGAGGUCAAUCUUGAAACUUGAAAGAGAAACAAUGACUUGUGCAGCACUGAUUUUUCAACAUCAGAAAAUUAAAAGUCUCCCAGCAAGAUCUUUCAAACACAUCUGUCGACAGCCAGGGUUGAUAGAGACCCUGAAAACUCUGACGACUGAAGGUUGUUGUGAUGGACUAGCCUUGGCCUUUUUGGAGAGACUUGUCGUUAUGGCGGUUCAGCAGGACUCGGACAUGAGUGCCAGUGAGAGCAGUGACUCGGAGGCGAUCUGGAGCACCCCCCAAUAUCUGAGUAUCCUCCAUGAUUUCUUGUCUAGUGUGCCACUCAGUGAGGGUGUUGCAGACCAACUCACAAAGGAAGUCAUGGAAAAUUAUCUUCUCAGUGCCAAUAACAUUAUUGAUGAUGAAGGAGUGGAGGAACUAAGCAACAAACACAAAAAGACUGUGCAACUUCUGGAAGACAGGUACCCUGCCUCACUAGAUAGGGCUGUACAGGAUUUGUUAGAGGGAGAGGAGGAUGAGAGAGUAAAGAAGAUGAUCCAGGAUUUCCUGAAUCUCUCCGUUCUCUCUCUGAGACACCAGCAUCUGUCUGACAUGGACGGCACGCUCUCUCUGUCCAUUAACCAUAGAACGCCAUCCGUCCGAGUCGGUGCGGUACAAUAUCUACUGAAAAACAUGGACAAAUGUGACAGUGAGUAUGUAUCAGAGGUUUUAUCAGCAAGACUCGCUGACGACUCACUGGAAGUUGUGGAUGCUGUUCUUGAAGCAGGGCAGUCCCUGUGGAGCAUGUUGAGUGAUAACACUCGGCUUUGUCAGUUGCUGUGUAAUAUUGUCCUGAGAUGUCGGCCCUGGUCAGACAUUGGAAGUAAGGCCCUCCAGGUUCUCUGUAGCUGUGAUCCAAAUCUACAUUCUUCAGUCAUUCUUCAUCUGUUUCCACGACUACUGCUCUGCACUUCUGAUGACCUUGACUUUCUGAAGGAUCUGUGUGACACAGUACUUGCCAAAAGUAACCCCAUGAUCAAGUCAAUAGCUCAAAAGUUGAAGAAGAAGUCAGUUGGCAAGAAGAAACAGUCAGCGGAAGAUGUGGCGGAGCUCUCUAUAGAGGUGACAGAGUGGUUGGCUUCAGCUGUGAUUAAGAUGCCAGACUGUGAGGAUUUUCUGUCUGAGUUAGAGGGGAGGGGUGACAGCGCUCGCUACAAAUGUCAUCAAGCUCUGUUUCUCAAUGCAAUCAUCCCACUGAUGUCUGAACAGAAAAACCAGAUCCAGUGGUGUGGUAAACAACUUAAACUACUUCACCAGCUACGACCCCAAGGUCAGCCAAUGGUAGACUGGGAGGAGGUCAUCACCAUGGUAACAGACACUUGUCAAUCCCUAGUGGCCAAUCAGACACAGGGGAACUCCAUAAGCCUGUAUCUGCUGUCCAACUUGAUAAAACUUCUCCCUUCCAUCAAAAUUGAUGCCGAGUUCUGGGACUUUGAUGAUGAUGCUCUGAUCUUGUCUGUGAGGCUGUUUGAUUACCUCCUUCUUCUGUCCAAUACCUCCCCCUGCAGACAAGCUUACAGGAAGCUGGUCAUCCAGUUCCUACAGCAUUUCCCUGACAGUAAUGACAAACUGAAAUUCCUGGGACUUUUGUGGACACAACAUUGUAACGAUCUCAGUGAGAGGUCAGGGGUCAAGACCAGUCUACAGAUUCAAGCUCUUCUUAUUGGAAAACAGCUUCUGCAGCAAAGUGAAAAUAUGAAGAUUACAGAUACUGUGAUUGUAAAUUUGGUGUUGGCCUUAACCAGUCCAUUUGUUGGAAUUCGCCAGACAUCAAUGGAGUGUUUAAAGUUUCUCACUGGUAAAGGUAAUCUUGGUCGCGGGGCUUUGACACCAUUAGUGAACCACAUCCUGCAGUGUGAGGUGGAGAUUGAUGCAGAUCAGGGCUAUCUAAGACAGGCUGUGAGUUCUGUUCUGGACAGUGAACCGAGGAAGAGUAAGAGGAGAUCUCACUCCGGCAAGGUGGACAGCAGCCUGAGGUGUGUGAUUGUGGACGUUAUACAGAACCCAGACACGCCUCACUACAUCAGGAACAGUCUACUGCAGAUCACAGCGCUACACAACAACAAAAGUUUCCUUUGUGACCUUUUACCAACCUUGAGGUCCCUGUUGUCUACCUGUCACGGUGACAGUCCCCCGGCCCUGGCUGUAGAAUCCUGUGGGUGCCUUAUUCAGCGGUUCACCCCAGACACCUGUUCCACACUGGACUCCCACCCUGCAGCUCUGAACUUAGUCCUGGAGAUGUUAGCUAGCCCAGUCAAGGAGAUACAGGAAAACAUGAUCUCACAGGUGACAGGAGACUUUUAUAACAAGCUGAGCCCAGAAACCCAGCAGCAGAUCCUGUCCUGUUUGUUUGAUGUCUGGGUGAAGGCCCCAGGUCCAGGGACAGUCAAAGUCAUCAGGAAGACACUCAAACAUUUGACGCUGGAGAGCAGCCAUGUUGUAGAGGAGCUGAACAAAUGUCUUCAAACGUCACCCUCAGCUUUGACCGUCAAGGAACGGAAAAAACACAGGAAGUCUGAUGUUCAUAAAGAAGAAGAAGACAUUUUUGAACAAUUGCCAUGGCAACGAGUGGUGGUUGUCAUGGAGACAAUUCAAAGCAAAAAGAAAAUCAGCAACUAUCUCCAACUGCUGCCUACUCUAUUUAAAAUACUUUCUGAGGUGUUGAAUUCAGACCAGCACUCCUCGGCUGAAUACAUCAAACAGCUCCUGUUGUCUGUGGUUGAUGAAGUGUGUCAGAAAGCCGUCAACCAUGACCUGAUACCAGAUUUGAAGAAGGAGACGUCGUUUAACAUUGAUCUGAUUGUGAAUGCCAUUAGGACAUCAAGUAAUCCACAGACCCAUCAUAAAGCCCUGCUGCUUCUGACCACCGCCUCCAAAAUAUUCCCAGAGGAUCUUCUGCACAAGGUGAUGUCAGUGUUUACUUUUAUGGGAGCCAACAUCAUGCGUCAUGACGACCAGUACAGUUUCCAUGUCAUCAACCGUAUCCUGGAGACGGUGGUGCCAGCCUUAGUAACGGCCUGUGAGAAGCGGGAGGCCCACACUGGAGGUCAGAGUAAGGAGGAAGUCAUCACUAUGGUGAUGCAGGUGUUUGUAGAUGCCUACUGCCACAUUCCUGAGCACCGCCGCCUGAUGCUGUUUACCCGCCUGGUGGAGAUCGUGGGAGGAGACAACUUCCUGUGGAGGUGUGUCUUGCUGAAAAUGACACAGGAAAUCACGCGACCAACAAUAGAAAAAGUAGAGGAAGAAGAUUCUGAGGUGCAGUUUGACUUGAAUUUGUUGUCACAGUUCUCCAUCACAAUACAAAUCAACUCCAUAGCAGCCAUGAUAAACUACGUAUCAGAACUGCCAGUCGACAAACCCACAGAGACAACCAAAAGAAGAAAAUCUGGAAAACAUUCACUGGAAAAAGUUGGCAUUUUCCAAGUGGAGACCCACACAGCUAAACAACUGAGGCAUUUCAAAUUUAGAACAGUCAAGCUUCUCUUGUCCUGGUGUGUCAGUCCUACUCUUGUUCAUCAGUUGUCAGCCUGUGAGGAGGGGGAGAUAACCUCGGGCUUCCAUCACCUGAUCCAGACCAUCCUGACCUACAUCUGUAGUCUGAUGGAACUGAAGUCAGAAGACCAGACUCUGGCCAAGUUCUACCGAGCCUUGACCCACAAAAUGUACGACCUUCUAGACAAGGUGGUUGGUUUACUACCAGAGAAAAUGUUACUGAGGGUGAUAAAGGAACUGAUGGAUCACUCCAUCCCUAACAUCCAGAGGAAAUCCAUGGAGCUCCUCAACAACUUCCUACUGCAGAAGGAACAUUCGGAGGAUUUGAGUUUAUUGGGAGUUGUGGACAAACUUCUAAAAGUUUGUGUAUCAGAAAAAACAGAGAUGACCACAAAACAGACAGCUCUAUACAGCCUCAAGUUAUUGUGUAGGAGGAUAGGAGCUGACCAUCCUCAGAUGUUUAUAAAGGUGUUGAGUAUGGCUGUAGAGAUUUUCUGUUGUGAGGGAGUGAACCAGUCCCUACAGGCCAGCGCUCUGCUGUGUAUCUCUGAGGUCUGUAGUACGCUGAAGGCCCACGUCAUCGCCCACCUGUCAACGUUCAUGCCAAAAAUCAUCUCCUGUCUCAAAGACAGACAACUCCUGGAUGGGAAUGAGCUUUUCCUGCUGAGUAUAAUAACAGCUGUUUUGAGAGUGAUGGAGAAUUUGUGUUUGUUUCUCAGUCCUUAUCUACAAGAUAUUGUAACACAGAUCUGUUCUCUCUCUGGACACCAGACUGAAGUGUUACAGAAAGCCAGCAUACAACAAAAACUGAAAGCCAUUAGGACCACCAUAGCCACCAGUCUGCCCCCUCGGGUACUCCUCGGGAUUUUACCUGACUGCUAUGACAGGCUUCUGACUGUGAAUCCUAAAGGAAUCCAGCCAAUGAUGGCCCUGCUUACAGACCAUGUCAGUCACAUGAAAAAGGAGGACCUCAACAGUCACCUGGUGCAGCUACAGGGAUUCUAUCUCACCUGUCUGGAUGUACAGGCACAAUACCAGGGAGAGGUGGAGGAUACAGAGGAUUCUGUAAUAGAUGCCAUUGUUGCCACAGUGAUGAAACUGUCAGAGGCCACGUUCAGGCCCAUGUUCUACAAGAUGUUUGAUUGGGCUACAAGAGAAGAAGAAUUAAAGCACAGAAUUCUUGUCUUCUAUAAAAUGGCUGACAGACUGGCUGGGAAGAUGCAGAGUCUGUUUACUAUAUUUGCUGGACACAUUAUUGUUCAUGCGGCUCAAAUUUUAAAAGACAACAACAAAGAAAUGACAGGUGAGGACUACUUUGACUCCAGUAAGCUGGGUAAACACAAGGCCCAUAAGUUACUGGUUUAUAUCUGUGACUGUCUGUACAAGUGUUUCCUGUACGACACCGAGGGCUUCGUCACUAAGGAGAGAUUCGAUACUUUACUACAAGCUCUAGUUGACCAGCUGGAAAAUGUUGAUGAUGAACCUUUAUCCAAAGAGAGAGUGAGUGAGCACCUUGUUCCGUGCCUCGUGCAAUUCGGUGCAGCAACCCAGGACGAUUCACUGUGGAAAACUCUGAACUAUCAGAUACUGCUCAAGACUCGGCACUCGUCAUCAGCGGUUAGAUACGCAGCUCUGAUUGCAGUGGACGAGUUCCAUAAGAAACUAUCUGAGGACUACAUGCCUCUCCUACCAGAAACAAUACCAUUCCUGGCAGAGCUAAUGGAGGAUGAGGAGGAAGAAGUGGAAAAGAUGUGUCAGUCCGUCAUCAGUCAAAUGGAGAAGACGCUGGGAGAACCGCUACAGAAAUACUUCUAAUUGUCCAACAGAGGACUCAAACUUCAGUCAAUGGUGAAAUACUGGGAGCACUGUUACAGAAAUACUUCUGAUCAUCAAACAAUGGAUGAAACAUUAUUAAACUGAGAAAACACUGGGAGAAUGGCAAAAAAAUACUUCUGAUUGUCAAAA
This is a messenger RNA of Saccostrea cuccullata (small rock oyster), 6382 nucleotides long. RefSeq names its product HEAT repeat-containing protein 1-like. The transcript has 41 exons. Gene Ontology annotation, biological process: maturation of SSU-rRNA from tricistronic rRNA transcript (SSU-rRNA, 5.8S rRNA, LSU-rRNA); positive regulation of transcription by RNA polymerase I. NCBI's taxonomy places the organism in Eukaryota, Metazoa, Mollusca, Bivalvia, Ostreida, Ostreidae. Gene Ontology annotation, molecular function: snoRNA binding. Gene Ontology annotation, cellular component: 90S preribosome; t-UTP complex; small-subunit processome. The coding region runs from base 35 to 6232 and encodes 2065 amino acids. The record is from RefSeq and is a predicted model, not a curated record.